Apodemus sylvaticus (European woodmouse) is the source of this 903-nucleotide messenger RNA. RefSeq names its product FEV transcription factor, ETS family member (gene Fev). Gene Ontology annotation, biological process: regulation of transcription by RNA polymerase II; cell differentiation. Gene Ontology annotation, molecular function: sequence-specific DNA binding; DNA-binding transcription factor activity, RNA polymerase II-specific. Lineage: Eukaryota; Metazoa; Chordata; Mammalia; Rodentia; Muridae. Gene Ontology annotation, cellular component: nucleus. The record is from RefSeq and is a predicted model, not a curated record.
AUGGAAGUGUUUGACCCCCUCCCUCCUCGCCACACCCUGGCUGCCCGCUCCCGCCAGGCCUUGCCGGACCCGGCGGCGUCUACUCUUCCCUCUCACCCACAGUCGCCACGGGCGGGGAUCGGCACCCCAAGCGCAAAGCUGACGUGCCCCCCCGUGCCGUCCCCCUCCCCAUCUCCCACCGCCCAGUCCCCGGCAGCGAUGAGACAGAGCGGCACCUCCCAGCCCCUGCUGAUCAACAUGUACCUGCCAGAUCCCGUCGGAGAUGGUCUUUUUAAGGAAGGGAAGAGCCCGAGCUGGGGACCCCUGAGCCCUGCAGUACAGAAAGGCAGCGGACAGAUCCAGUUGUGGCAGUUUCUACUGGAGCUGCUGGCAGACCGCGCGAACGCCGGCUGCAUCGCGUGGGAGGGCGGCCACGGCGAGUUCAAGCUCACCGACCCCGACGAGGUGGCGCGGCGCUGGGGCGAGCGCAAGAGCAAGCCCAACAUGAACUACGACAAGCUGAGUCGCGCGCUGCGCUACUACUACGACAAAAACAUCAUGAGCAAGGUGCACGGCAAGCGCUACGCCUACCGCUUUGACUUCCAGGGCCUGGCGCAGGCUUGCCAGCCGCCACCCGCGCACGCCCACGCCGCCGCAGCUGCCGCUGCAGCCGCCGCCGCCGCCCAGGACGGCGCGCUCUACAAGCUCCCGGCCGGCCUGGCCCCGCUGCCCUUCCCCGGCCUCUCCAAACUCAACCUAAUGGCAGCUUCGGCGGGUGUCGCGCCCGCUGGCUUCUCCUACUGGCCUGGCCCGAACGCCACCGCCGCCACCGCCGCGCUCUACCCCACCCCGGGCUUGCAGCCCCCUCCCGGGCCCUUCGGCGCGGUGGCCGCCGCUUCGCACUUGGGGGGUCAUUAUCACUAG